Messenger RNA from Aspergillus wentii DTO 134E9, 1866 nucleotides. Its product is annotated as threonine/serine exporter family protein. Gene Ontology annotation, biological process: transmembrane transport. The coding region runs from base 1 to 1866 and encodes 621 amino acids. Gene Ontology annotation, molecular function: transmembrane transporter activity. Lineage: Eukaryota; Fungi; Ascomycota; Eurotiomycetes; Eurotiales; Aspergillaceae. The transcript has 3 exons. The record is from RefSeq and is a predicted model, not a curated record.
AUGAGCCUGGGCGAGGGAUGGAGAAACGCGGGCCAGAGUGUUCGACGCGCGGCGGCGCGUGUGCACGAACAGUUCGAUCGCACGCCGGAGGGAGCAGAGGCGCUGGAUUCCGCCAUGCAUCCGGAAUUGUACGGUGCCACUGAGGAUAUCCAGAUGGCCAAUAUGGUGGUGGACGAGGAAACGCUGCGGGAAAGGAAUCAAACACAAUUUCAAGUCGCUGUCAGCACGGAGGCCGAACGGUUGGUUCAGCAUAUGGGGUUGGGGGAAGGGAAUCUUCGGAGACGAGAGACUACCCACAAUUUGUCUAAUAAGCCGCCGCCAGGGGGUGUUUUAUCGCAGCUGCUGAAGAACUAUGCCGCCCAUCCAGCACAUUCCAGCAAGAGCAGUAUCUCCACAACAGCCUCUGACACCGAUACACCUGCACCGAAGAAGAAACCAAAAACCAAAUGUGAACCGCCAAAGCCGCCACUGAGCGAGAAGAAGAAAAAGCACAAACGGAAAUCAACAAAGGUGCAGCUGACCGUCCAUAUUGCCGCGAUUCUGACUCGUCAGCAAUAUAUCAUGCGACUGUGUCGAGCAUUGAUGGCAUACGGUGCCCCGACCCACCGACUAGAAGAGUACAUGCAGAUGACUGCCAAUGUGCUUGAAGUCAAUGGGCAAUUCCUCUAUCUCCCCGGCUGCAUGAUCAUGUCCUUUGACGAUCCAUUGACACACACGGCGGAGGUGAAAUUAAUCCGGACGAUCCAAGGGCUGGACCUAGGCCGUCUGGCAGAAACACAUAAUAUUUACAAGAACGUGGUGCAUGAUCUUGUCGAUGUAGAGCAAUCCAUCCAGGACCUGGACGCGCUUCUGAAACGGGAUCGCCGGUACAAACAGAAGUGGCUGCUGGUACUUCUCUCCGGACUGGCAAGUGUGGCUGUCGGUCCGUGGGCGUUUGAUGCCCGGCCAAUUGAUAUGCCAAUCAUUUUUAUUCUCGGCUGCAUUCUCGGAGUUAUGCAGCAUGUAGUGGCGCCCAGGUCGGCUCUCUAUUCCAACGUCUUGGAAGUCAGUAUCGCCAUGCUCAACUCCUUCCUGGCUCGUGGCUUCGGAAGCAUCCGGGUGAAUGGAGAGACUGUUUUCUGUUUCCCAGCCAUGGCCCAAUCGUCCAUUGCUCUGAUCCUUCCCGGGUUCUCCGUUCUUUGCAGCAGUUUGGAGCUACAGUCUCAUCAGAUAAUCGCGGGUUCGAUUCGACUGGUCUACACCAUCAUCUACUCACUGUUCCUGGGAUACGGUGUCACAGUGGGUACGGUCAUCUACGGUCUCCUCGACCGCGGUGCCACCAAGGAAUCGAAAUGCUCCCAAGACAGUCUGAAAGUCUACGGCAACGAAUACAUCCAGCAUUUUAUCUUCGUGGCAGUUUACUGCUUCUUCGCUGCCGUCAUCAACCAAGCCAAAUGGAAACAAAUUCCCAUGAUGGUGACCAUGGGCACGGCAGGCUACGUGACCAAUUACUUUAGCACCAAGAAACUCGGGUCGACUUCGCCGGUUGCAAACACUGUCGGCGCCUUCACCAUCGGCCUCUUUGCCAAUUUGUACAGUCGACUAUGGCAUGGUCACGCAGCUGCUGCGAUCAUCCCGGGUAUGUUCACUUUGGUUUCGUCGGGACUGGCUUCGAGUGGCUCCAUCAUGUCUGGAUUGUCGUAUGCGGAGGCAGUCAGAAACAACACUGUCAAUGAUGACACUUCGACCACGUCUGUACAGAACUCUCUGACUGGUCUGGGGUACACCAUGAUUCAGACAUCGAUUGGUAUCACAGUUGGUCUAUUCAUCGCCGCGUUGAUUGUGUAUCCGCGGGGCAAGCAGCGGAGUGGUCUUUUUAAUCUAUAA